Messenger RNA from Lotus japonicus, 1225 nucleotides. RefSeq names its product transcription factor bHLH106. Gene Ontology annotation, molecular function: protein dimerization activity; DNA-binding transcription factor activity. Bases 137 to 865 code for a protein of 242 amino acids. The transcript is spliced from 2 exons. The record is from RefSeq and is a predicted model, not a curated record. Lineage: Eukaryota; Viridiplantae; Streptophyta; Magnoliopsida; Fabales; Fabaceae. Gene Ontology annotation, biological process: regulation of DNA-templated transcription.
GCUCUCUCACUCCCUCCUUAUUAUAGACACCAUCACCAUUCCCCUACCUACCACUAGUACCUACAACACUAUACACACUAUACCCUCCACUCAGACAAGCACUCCCUAACUAGCUACUUCCAUUAUCAUCAUCAUCAUGUUGCAGCAGCAUCAGAUUGGGAAUAUGGAGAACUCAUCAGAGCUGUUCCAAUUCCUUACUGGCACCAACAACAACGCCUCCUUCUUUGAGGCUCAGCCACCAUCGGUGCAGAACAGCUUUUGCAGUUCCUCUAAUAACAACUAUUACCCCUUGGAAGUGUCUGAAAUUACAGAAGCAGCACCCUCCCAGCAAGAUAGAAACCUAGCAGCUAUGAGGAACCACAAGGAAGCUGAGAAGAGGAGGAGGGAGAGAAUUAACUCCCACCUCGAUGCCCUUCGCACCCUUCUCCCUUGUAAUUCCAAGACAGACAAGGCUUCACUUCUUGCAAAGGUUGUCCAGCGAGUGAAGGAGCUGAAGCAGCAAACAUCUGAAAUCACCAACCUGGAAACUGUUCCAUCCGAAACAGACGAGAUCAGCGUCCUCUCCAGCGGUGGCGCCGGCGAUGGUAGGCUCAUAUUCAAGGCAUCACUGUGCUGUGAGGACCGCUCCGACCUCAUCCCGGACCUCAUUGAGAUCCUCAAGUCACUUCAUCUGAAGACCCUCAAAGCUGAAAUGGCCACACUCGGAGGAAGAACGCGCAACGUUCUCAUCGUCGCAGCUGAGAAAGACCACAGCAUUGAAUCCAUCCAUUUCCUUCAGAACUCGCUCAGAUCAUUGCUGGACCGGUCCAGCUCCGGCGACAGAUCAAAACGUCGUCGUGGGUUAGACCGAACAAUGAUGGCAUGACUUACCAACAUGCAAAAUGAGGACAUUUUCAUUCCAUUAUGUGUCAUUUCAGUGCGUAUUUGGAUUUCGUUGAAUUUGUCCAACCUCAACGCUCACAAAGUUUUGCUUCUUUGUUCGUAUUUUAGGAUGUGACUCAAACUUGAAAACAUACAUGCUAAAGUAUAGAUGGAGAAGCAAAAUUUUAGUAUGAGUUCAACUAGAAUCCGAGCACAAAUGUAAUGUUUAGGUAUUUUGAGUAGGAUGUGUUCAUGGGUUUUAAUUUUUAGGUCUCUACAUGUAAAGGGAAAGGUGGUCAAUAAAUGUUGUUUGAGAAUAUUUAUGAAAUUUGAUCACAAACAUAAAAUCAAUUCUGAUGAGAAA